AUGGAUCCGCUGCUUGAUCCCCUUCAUGGGGAUAAUGAAAGAUACAGCCCGACCUUCGAACCGAGCUACAUUUUGCCUGGCAAUAAUCUGACAUGGAAUAAUAUUUCGGCUGUUGGGGCUGAAAAAAAGGUGACGCAAAGCAGCUGGAAGGAUAUGUUCACUAGAACUAAACCCAAGAAGGUCAAGCAAAUCCUCCAUAACGUAAGCGGAAUCGCAGAAGCUGGGCGAUUAUUGGCAAUUAUGGGAUCCAGUGGUGCCGGGAAAACGACACUUCUUAACGUGCUGACCCUUCGUAAUCUAUCGACCCUCGACGUCCAGGGCGAAGUGGUGCUUGAUGGGAAACGGGCCAACAAAUGGAAGCUCCGGGAGGUUUCCGCGUUUGUUCAGCAGCACGAUAUGUUCGUGGGAACGUUGACUGUACGAGAACAUCUACAGUUUAUGGCUCGUCUCCGAAUGGGUCCGAAUUAUACAAAAGCUGAACGUGAAGCUCGGGUUGAAGAAGUGAUGCAUCGAAUGGGUCUCUCAAAAUGCGCAAAUACGAUGAUCGGAAUUCCGCAUCAAAUCUUGACAUGCCCCUCCAUUCUCUUCUGUGAUGAGCCUACUUCUGGUCUUGAUGCUUUUAUGGCUGGCCACGUCGUGCAGGCGCUACGAUCUCUUGCUGAUGCCGGGAUGACUGUUGUCAUUACAAUCCAUCAACCUAGCAGCCAGGUGUACAGCCUUUUCAAUGAUGUCUGUCUGAUGGCAUGCGGAAGGACUGUCUAUCUAGGUGAAGCCGACAAAGCCGUUGAUCACUUUGCCGAAUGCGGCUUCCCUUGUCCCGCUUUCUUCAAUGCUGCCGAUCAUCUGAUUCGCACUAUUGCUGUCACAAAUGAUCGUCAGAGGACCGAAUGUCUGAGGAAGGUGGCGGCGAUUCGGGAAGGAUUCCAGAAAAGCCCUGCGGGGAAGAGAAUUGCUGAUUUAUGCAAAGCGGUGAAAGGCGGCCCUCCAUCUUCAUUCGGGAAAAGUGAAAGCAAAUCGUUGUUUUCCGAGCAUUCUUGGACGACAUCGCAAAAAUAUUCCGCCUCAUUCCUCGCCCAAUUCUGGGCCCUAUUCUGGCGAGCCUGGCUAACCGUAACCCGAGACCCGAUCCUAUUCAAAGUCCGGAUUGCGCAGACUUUGAUUACUGCAUUAAUUACCGGAAUUGUCUAUUGGCAGACACCAAUCAAUAAAAUGACUGUAAUGACAAUCAACGGCAUCCUGUUCAAUCAUAUUCGAAAUCUGAACUUUAUGCUGCAAUUCCCUGCUGUCCCGGCCAUCACCACUGAAUUGCCAAUCGUACUGCGAGAAAAUGCAAACGGGGUCUAUAAAACGAGUGCAUAUUUCCUAGCAAAGAAUCUGGCCGAGGUUCCUCAAUAUUGCUUAAUGCCAACAAUCUAUAUUUCUAUGGUGUAUUGGAUGUCAGGACUGGAACCCUACAUCCUUUCUUUCCUGUUCUCAAUUCUCAUCUCAAUUCUGGUUGUUGGGGUUGCGAUUUCAGUUUCCUACGCGGUGGCAACGGUAUUUGGAGACACCGCAAUUGCCAUGACAUUCCUGCCAAUCUUUGUGGUUCCGACAAUGGCUUUUGGAGGGUUUUUCAUCAAUUACGAGGACAUCCCUUGGUACUUCCAGUGGCUGGCCAGCCUCUCUUACUUCAAAUACGGUUAUGAAGGGCUAGCGAUUAAUGAAUGGGAUACCGUUAAUUACAUUCCUGGCUGCAACGUCACUACUCCAUAUGACUACGAUUGUCCGGCAACUGGCCAGGAGGUCUUGGCUUCGGUUUCUUUCGAUUCUAUUAAUCGAUGGCGUGACGUUCUAAUUCUGUUUGCCGAAAUUCUGUAUCAAUAUGCAAAUUGGCUGGAUUGUACAUACCUCAUUGUGGGCACAAUACUCGCAUUUAUUAUCGGCGCUCUACAGCCGACCGUCACGUUGUUGGGCGGAAUUUUGGAGAAUAUUUUGAUCAAAAGCACCGAGCCGGUGGGGGACACCCAAUUCCGGACGGACGCCUAUAAAGUGGUUUAUUGGUAUGUUGUAGCGGGUGUGGUAGUAUCGAUACUAUCACUGGCACAGGUGAUACUCACUCAACGGGGUUGUUCCGGUAUUGUGUCGAGGUUGAGGAUAGCAUUUUUGGAUUCGGUGCUCCAUCAAGAUGCCAUAUGGUUAGACAAUAAUGAUGCGGGAGCGUUAGCUGCAAAUCUUGGAGAACAUAUCGAAAAAGUACGAGAAGGGCUUGGGGAAAAAUGGGGCCUAGUGAUCCGCGGGGUGUCAAUGUUCAUGGCAUCUGUUGGGAUCUCCCUGGCCUAUGACUGGAGAACGACAUUGAUCAUGUUCGGUCUCGUUCCAGCUUCCGCGAUCACCAUGUAUUUCUCGGCAAAGUCCCCAUCUCCACAGUUUAUCAAGGGCAAGAAUGGCAGCAGCUCGGAUUUUCUUCUUGCCGGGGUCUACGAACCGAAUAGUGGUAGAAUUUUCGCCGAUGGUCACGAUCUGACGACUUUGGAUAUUACUUCGUUGAGAAAGCAUCUCGGCAUCGUUUCUCAAGAACCUCCAUUAUUUUCUGAUGAAGCGACUUCUGCUUUAGAUACACAAUCAGAAGCGUAUGUCCAGAAAGCUCUUGAAGCUACAAAAGCUAAUCGGACCACCAUAUCCAUUGCGCAUCGUUUGAGCACCACUCGGAAUUCUGAUGUGAUUUUUGUGUUUGAUAAGGGAAGAAUCGUUGAGAAAGGUACCCACAUCGAGCUACUAGCCUUGGAUGGACUUUACGCUGGGUUGGCGAGGGCUCAAAAAUUAACUGGUGCUAAUGAUGGAAAUAAGACGAAAAAGACGUUCAAGUCGGUCGCAAAAGCCUGCACCAACCUGAUCCAUGUCUCCAAAAUGUUCACCACUGAAAAGCCGGAGGAUCGUGCAAGGGAAAAAUCACCAGAAUGCCCCUCCCUGCUGGUCCGAAAUACACCUGAAGACGGUGCCAUGAGAGCAAGCUUCCGAAACCAUUUUGGGCGAAUGAUGUCCCCAUCAGUUGUCAGCGAUUUGGCUGCAAGUUUUGGGCAGGAGAUUAAGAUGAAAAAUGUUCUAUCCGCUCGAGUCGCUGACGCCUGUGUAAAUGCGCUUCGUGAAAAAGUCUUGACCAAAACAUUGCUACGGGAUGGUCGUUAUUUUGAUAAAGAAGAAACAUCAGCGUCGGCGUGUAUCGGUACAUUGUCUCAACAACCUGAGAGUUGCAAAGCGGCCCUGGAUGCUCGAUCUAAUGUAUUUACAAGCAAUUUUACAGGACUGAUGGGCAUUUUGUCCGUAUGCGUUUGCAUUGUCCUUAUGAUCGGUCUUUUUGGAUUUACAUACGCAGUGGAAAGAAAAAUGAAGCACCGGAUUAUUGCGGAUACCACUUCUCAACUAGCUCUCGAGGCGAUAACCCACACUAGACAGAUCCAACUCCUCAGCAGUGAAAAUUUUUUCUUGGGACGUUACGAAAGAAAGCAACAAGAAGUGGCAAAGCUCGAUUUCCUGGUCGCGGUUUUCCAAGCAGCAACUCAGGCCCUAACCCAAGGUUUCGUCUUCUUUUGUGAAGCCGCCGCUUUUGCACUUGGUAUCUGGCUGGUUUUUGAGGGCAAGCGGACAGCAAGUGAUAUAUUUAUGGGUGCAAUGUGUGUCUCCUUUGCCGGAUGGGCUCUGUUUUUCAUGCAGCCUUCUUUCAAUGAUCUCUCGAGGGCAACAGCUGCGGCUUCUUCACUUUAUGCACUGUUAGAAGGAUCUGCAACUGAUUUGGAUGAAGGCUUGCAGACGGAUCUCGAUGGUUCGGUGGAGGCAAUUGAUUUGCAAUUUGCAUAUCCGUCGAGGCCUGAGUACAAGGUUGCUACUGGAUUGUCGAUAAACGCGACUCCGAAAGAAUCGAUAGCCUUGGUAGGAGAAAGUGGUUGUGGUAAAAGUACGAUAAUCCAACUCAUCGAGCGAUUCUACUCACCACAUGCUGGAACAUUAAAAAUCGGUGGCCAUCAAGCGGACUUGGGCUACGAAACCGAACUUGGCGAGCGUGGAAAGGGGCUAUCCGGAGGGCAAAAACAACGCAUCGCUAUUGCUAGGGCUCUCAUACGAAAACCAAAAAUCUUGCUUUUGGAUGAAGCUACUAGCGCCUUGGACACACAAAGCGAACAGAUAGUUCAAGAAGCUCUAGCUAAGGUCGGUGCUGCGAGGACGACAAUUUCAAUAGCCCAUCGGCUAUCGACGAUCCAAAAUUGCAAUCGGAUUUAUUAUAUCGAGCAUGGAAAAGUGCAGGAUGCCGGCUCGCACGCGGAAUUGUUGCAGAAGAACGAAAAAUAUGCAAAGAUGGUCCAGAUGCAAACUUUGACUAGA
Molecule: messenger RNA, 4356 nt
Organism: Mesorhabditis spiculigera
Lineage: Eukaryota; Metazoa; Nematoda; Chromadorea; Rhabditida; Rhabditidae
Source: the annotation of a GenBank genome assembly